Knipowitschia caucasica is the source of this 459-nucleotide messenger RNA. The record is from the annotation of a GenBank genome assembly. Lineage: Eukaryota; Metazoa; Chordata; Actinopteri; Gobiiformes; Gobiidae.
AUGUUCCUGAACACCUGGUACAUCAGUACCAUCAGCUGCAUGUUCCUGAACACCUGGUACAUCAGUACCAUCAGCUGCAUGUUCCUGAACACCUGGUACAUCAGUACCAUCAGCUGCAUGUUCCUGGUACACCUGUACCAUCAGCUCACGUUCCUGAACACCUGGUACAUCAGUACCAUCAGCUGCAUGUUCCUGGUACACCUGGUACAUCAGUACCAUCAGCUCAUGUUCCUGAACACCUGGUACAUCAGUACCAUCAGCUGCAUGUUCCUGAACACCUGUACCAUCAGCUGCAUGUUCCUGGUACACCUGGUACAUCAGUACCAUCAGUUCAUGUUCCUGAACACCUGGUACAUCAGUACCAUCAGCUGCAUGUUCCUGAACACCUGGUACAUCAGUACCAUCAGCUGCAUGUUCCUGAACACCUGGUACAUCAGUACCAUCAGCUCAUGUUCCUGA